GUUCCUAGUUUGAAAUAUAGUUAGUAUAUUUCUAAAAUUUCAUAUAAAUAAACCGUACUAGCUUACCAGUAACUAUAGCAGUUCGAAUACUGUGAAGAGCAUAUCAAAACACUUGAUCCAACUAUGAAUUUGAAAUUCAUUUGGGUCUUGGCUAUAUUGGCCAUUAUAUCGCCACAUUUGUCGUCCGGUCAGGCCACAACAACUGUUGCUCCUGAUACCACAACACCAGCUGCCACUACUGCGGCUACUGAUACAACUACAGCAGCCACAGCCACUACAGCUGCUACAGAUACGACUACCGCGGCUACUGACACAACUGCUGCUGGAGCUACAACUGCUGCCCCAGGUGACACAACUGCUGCUGGAGAUACAACAGCCGCUCCAGGUGAUACAACUACUGCUGCUGGAGACACCACAACUGCUGCUGGCGAUACAACAACUGCAUCAUCAUCUGCAACUACAACCAAAAAAUCUUCAAAUACAACAAGAAAAACAACAAAGAGAGCAACCAGGAAACCACGUCGUCGACGUCGUUGUCAAGGUCGCAAUAGGCGUCGUUGUAGACGUAGAAAUCGCAGAGGUAGACGCCCAAGAAGACGUCCAAGAAGACGCCCAAGACAAGGUUAAUUGAUCAACUGGCCGG
Teleopsis dalmanni is the source of this 643-nucleotide messenger RNA. Its product is annotated as HAM34 protein-like. The record is from RefSeq and is a predicted model, not a curated record. The coding region runs from base 124 to 627 and encodes 167 amino acids. NCBI's taxonomy places the organism in Eukaryota, Metazoa, Arthropoda, Insecta, Diptera, Diopsidae. The transcript is spliced from 2 exons.